AUGGAUUCCAUGGAAGUAAUGGUUGUCCAUUUCCAUCANGCACUUUGUCCAAAUGUAUUGAAAGAAAGUGAACUAAAUCAACUUCGUAUACCAAUAGAAGAAUUAAAGAAGAUUCAAGAUUAUCAAAUCAAAAAAACCUUUGAUGUUUAUUCAAGUCGAACAGUUGGAAUGAUUAAAUGUCCGAAACAAGAUUGUACAUGGGUUGCUGAAGCUGCUGAUCCCAAUGAACAACGUGAACGUUAUUUAAGACAAAGAGCACAACAAGAUGCAACGUAUCAAGCACAAUUAAAUGAAUACAAUCAAAAACAUAAACAAAAUGAAAAUCGUAAUCGUGAUUUACGUCGUCGUUAUGAUGAAUUAAUGAAUGAUGAACAAUAUAAAGCACAAAAUUCUCGUCUUUGUCCAUCAUCUCAACCAUAUCGGCCAUCAACAACAAAACAACUAAAACAAGUUAUUUUAGAUCUUCCAAGAACUGAAAAUGCAAUUGUUCAUCAUAAUGGUAUCAAAUGGGAUCUUCGUAAAAGUGAUGUUAAUGGAAUUCGUUUUGAUUGUGUUCAUUGUCCGUCAUUAACUUUUUGUGAAAAAUGUGAACAGCAGUCAACUUUAAAUCAUUCAGAAGAAGAUCAAUUUUUAGACCGACAACAACAUGUUUUAAACUUAUUAUGA
Adineta ricciae is the source of this 666-nucleotide messenger RNA. The record is from the annotation of a GenBank genome assembly. NCBI's taxonomy places the organism in Eukaryota, Metazoa, Rotifera, Eurotatoria, Adinetida, Adinetidae.